This is a messenger RNA of Pogoniulus pusillus (Red-fronted tinkerbird), 1073 nucleotides long. RefSeq names its product PSMC3 interacting protein (gene PSMC3IP). The transcript has 8 exons. NCBI's taxonomy places the organism in Eukaryota, Metazoa, Chordata, Aves, Piciformes, Lybiidae. Gene Ontology annotation, molecular function: recombinase activator activity; double-stranded DNA binding. Gene Ontology annotation, biological process: meiotic strand invasion involved in reciprocal meiotic recombination; meiotic joint molecule formation; homologous chromosome pairing at meiosis. Gene Ontology annotation, cellular component: condensed nuclear chromosome; DNA recombinase auxiliary factor complex. The record is from RefSeq and is a predicted model, not a curated record. Bases 75 to 740 code for a protein of 221 amino acids.
CAGCGGGCGGCGCGCCGGAAGUGCGUCAGUGCCGGCGGCCGGGAGCGGGGCGCCGCGGCGCGAACGGAGGCGGAAUGAGCAAAGGCCGCGAGGGCUCCGCGGCGGGCGGAGGGGGCGCUGCCGCCGUGCUGCUGCGGUACCUGCGGGAGCAGAACCGGCCCUACAGCGCCCAGGAUGCCUUCGGGAACCUGCAGCGGGAGCACGGGCUGGGCAAGGCGGCCGUGGUGAAGGCGCUGGAGCAGCUGGCGCAGCAGGGUCGCAUCCGCGAGAAGGCCUACGGGAAGCAGAAGAUCUACUUCGCCGACCAGGAGCAGCUCCCGGCCGCCAGCGACGCGGAGCUCCGCAGCCUGGACGAGCAGAUCGCCGCUCUCUCCGCCAAGGUACAGGCGCUGCAGCAGAGCUGCCGGCAGAUGGAGGCAGAGCUGAAGGACCUGAACAGCUCCAUGACAACACCGGAGAUGGCCAAAGAGCUUGAGGAGCUGAGGAAGGACUGCAGGAGUUACACCGAGAAACUGGAGAGGAUUAAGUCUGCCACCAACCAUGUGUCCCCGGAGGAGAAAGAGAAGGUCUGCAGCGAGCAGCAGCUGUACUGCAAGGAGUGGCGGAGGAGGAAGCGGAUGGCAACCGAGCUGCUGGAUGCCAUCCUGGAGGGGUACCCCAAGAGCAAGAAGCAAUUCUUUGAGGAGGUUGGGAUAGAGACAGACGAGGACCACAACGUCAGGCUGCCCACAGCUCCCUGAGGCACUGCUGCUGCAGCUCAGCUGGGCUCUUUCUGCUGCAGGCUGGGGCUGGUCCUGCCUGUUUGUACAUGUUUGGUUUAAAAGGUUUUAGGAUUGGAGCUGGGGUGGAGGGGGGUGACACAACACUGCCUCCCCCUGGGGAUUUUGUUUCUGCCUGCCCACAAGGGUGGUGGGCUGCUGGGGUGUCCUCAGUGGGGCUGUGAUGGGAAGGUGUGAGGGCACCGGUCUGGAGUCCCUGCUAGCCCAGUAAGAGGUGAAGGGACUGGGAACGCUGCCCUGUGGCUGAGUGGUGCACACAGCUACAGCCCCAAUAAACAUGAGGACUUCAGUUCA